AUGGCGGCGGCGGCGGCGGCGGGUCGGCUAGGCUGGUUGCUCGCCGCGCUCUGCCUGGGCAACGCCGCCGGCGAGGCGGCGCCGGACCCGCGACUGCUGGGCGUCUGUUUAGAGGAGGACGGAGCGGCGGGCGCGGGGUGGGCGCACGAAGGGGAGGUGCGGGCAGCGCCGGAGGCCACCUUCCGCUUGCGCCUCUUCGGCUCGGGCUUCUCCAACAGCUCCUGGUCCUGGGUGGCUCCUGAGGGGGCGGGUUGCCCCGAGGGCGGGCCGGCCGCGGCGCCCGACGAAGCGGCAGCCCCCACGGGCGAGUGGCGUGCGUUGCUGCGCCUGCGCGCCGAGGACGCGCGCCCGCACUCUGUGCGGCUGGCGGUGCGCGGGGAGCCUGGCGGUUCGGCGGCCGAAGAGGCGGCAGCCCUCACGGGCGAGUGGCGCGCACUGCUGCGCCUGCGCGCCGAGGCCGCACGCCCGCACUCGGCGCUGCUGGCCGUGCGUGUGGAGCCGGGCGGCUCGGCAGCCGAGGAGGAGGCGCCGCCCUGGGCUCUGGGCCUGGGGGCGGCGGGGCUGUUGGCGCUGGCGGCUCUGGCGCGGGGCCUGCAGCUGAGCGCACUGGCGCUGGCGCCCGCCGAGGUGCAGGUGCUGCGCGAGAGCGGCUCGGAGGCGGAGCGUGCGGCGGCGCGGCGCCUGGAGCCUGCACGGCGCUGGGCGGGCUGCGCCCUGGGCGCGCUGCUGCUGCUGGCCAGCCUGGCGCAGGCGGCGCUGGCGGUUCUGCUGUACCGCGCGGCCGGCCAGCGCGCAGUCCCCGCCGUGCUAGGCAGCGCGGGGCUCGUGUUCCUGGUGGGAGAGGUGGUGCCGGCUGCCGUGAGCGGGCGCUGGACGUUGGCACUAGCGCCGCGCGCGCUGAUCCUCAGCCGCCUGGCGGUGCUGCUCACCCUGCCCGUGGCGCUGCCGGUGGGCCAGCUGCUGGAGCUGGCGGCGCGGCCAGGGAGGCUGCGCGAGCGCGUGCUGGAGCUGGCGCGCGGCGGCGGCGACCCCUACAGCGAUCUCAGCAAGGGCGUGUUGCCCUGCCGGACAGUGGAGGACGUGCUCACGCCCCUCGAGGACUGCUUCAUGCUGGAUGCCAGCACCGUGCUGGACUUCGGCGUCCUGGCCAGCAUCAUGCAGAGCGGCCACACGCGCAUCCCCGUCUACGAGGACGAGCGCUCCAACAUCGUGGACAUGCUCUACCUCAAGGACUUGGCUUUCGUGGACCCCGAAGACUGCACGCCGCUCAGCACCAUCACCCGCUUCUACAAUCACCCACUCCACUUCGUCUUCAAUGACACCAAGCUGGACGCCGUCCUGGAGGAGUUCAAGCGAGGGAAGUCCCACCUGGCCAUCGUGCAGAAGGUGAACAAUGAGGGCGAAGGUGACCCCUUCUACGAGGUGCUGGGCCUGGUCACCCUGGAGGAUGUCAUCGAGGAGAUCAUUAAGUCCGAGAUCCUGGACGAGUCUGAGGACUACCGAGACACUAUAGUGAAGAAGAAGCCUGCGUCUCUGAACGCCCCUCUCAGACAGAAAGAGGAGUUCUCCUUGUUCAAGGUGUCUGACGACGACUAUAAAGUGAAAAUCUCACCUCAGCUGCUCUUGGCCACGCAGCGCUUCCUGUCCCGAGAGGUGGACGUCUUCAGCCCGCUGCGGGUCUCUGAGAAGGUCCUCCUGCACUUGCUGAAGCAUCCCAGCGUCAACCAGGAAGUACGGUUUGACGAGAGCAACCGCCUGGCCGCCCACCACUACCUGUACCAGCGCAGCCGGCCGGUGGACUACUUCAUCCUCAUCCUGCAGGGCAGGGUGGAGGUGGAGAUCGGGAAGGAGGGCUUGAAGUUCGAAAAUGGGGCCUUCACCUACUACGGGGUUUCUGCCCUGACAGCGCCAUCCUCGGUUCACCAGUCCCCGGUGUCCUCGCUCCAGUCCAUCCGCUACGACCCACCGCCCGAGCCCGCUGACAGCACCCGCUUGUCUGCGUAUUGUCCCGACUACACCGUGAGGGCCCUCUCUGACCUGCAGUUCAUCAAGGUCACUCGGUUGCAGUACCUCAAUGCACUCCUGGCCACCCGCGCCCAGGCGCUGCCACAGUCCCCGGAGAACACAGAGCUUCUGGCCAUCCCUGGCAGCCAGACCAGGCUCCUCGGUGACAAGGCGGCCACAGCCCCAGGAUCCAACCACAGCAGACCGGGCCUCCCAGCAGAGGAGAGCCCCGGGCGGAACCCGGGAGUUUAG
Molecule: messenger RNA, 2256 nt
Organism: Rangifer tarandus platyrhynchus (Svalbard reindeer)
Lineage: Eukaryota; Metazoa; Chordata; Mammalia; Artiodactyla; Cervidae
Source: the annotation of a GenBank genome assembly